Molecule: messenger RNA, 1899 nt
Organism: Candoia aspera
Lineage: Eukaryota; Metazoa; Chordata; Lepidosauria; Squamata; Candoiidae
Gene: AGMO
Product: alkylglycerol monooxygenase
Exons: 14
Coding region: 222-1700 (492 amino acids)
Biological process (GO): lipid biosynthetic process
Cellular component (GO): endoplasmic reticulum
Molecular function (GO): glyceryl-ether monooxygenase activity; iron ion binding
Source: RefSeq, a predicted model, not a curated record
AAUCUAAUCCUCCCUACAAGAAACGAGACGUGCGGUCCCCGCGAAACUAAUAGCACUCCGAAAGGAAUUGUUUUCUAGCCCGAGAAUUGAACCUUCCUCCAGUUGAGCGAGCUACUGAGGUGUCUCCGUAUCCGCGUCGGAUAGCCUCUCGCUAGCCUCGCUUUAGAGAGGAGGGGCCAACUCCUAGAAGCCGCUGGGCAAACGUUUUAGGCCUGCAAACAAUGGAAGCCACCGCCGCGUCCCCCGAACAGGCUGUCUCUGUUUUCCAGGAGUUCCGCGCCAUGUUUUACGCCCUUGGGCCCAACGAGAGCUCUUUCCGCAGCGUCGAGGAAGUUCCCGAUUACGUGGACAAGGCAGUUCCCUUGUUCGUUACCCUGAUUAUGCUGGAGUUCAUAGUUAAGUGGACCCAAAAGGGACGUUUGUCAUCUUUGCUCAGUGAUAGUAUAACGUCUGUGUCCGCAGGUAUCUCCUCUCGACUGCCAGACAUUAUUUCUAGAAGUAUUGAAGUAUCAACAUAUGUCUAUGUGUGGAACAACUACAGAAUCAUAAAACUGCCAUGGGAUUCACCGUGGACAUGGUAUUUGACCUUAAUUGGAGUAGAUUUUGGAUACUACUGGUUUCAUCGCAUGGCCCAUGAGAUUAAUUUCUUAUGGGCAGGACACCAAACACAUCACAGUUCUGAAUAUUAUAACUUAUUCACAGCAUUAAGGCAGUCUGUUUUGCAAAAGUUUGGAUCAUGGAUAUUUUACCUCCCAAUGGCUUUUUGCAUUCCGCCUUCAGUAUAUGCUGUUCAUCUCCAGUUUAAUCUCCUUUACCAAUUCUGGAUACAUACAGAGGUCAUUGAGAAUCUUGGCCCACUGGAGUUUCUUCUCAAUACUCCUAGUCAUCACAGAGUUCAUCAUGGCAGAAAUCCUUAUUGUAUUGAUAAAAACUAUGGUGGCACAUUAAUUAUUUGGGACAGGAUUUUUGGUACAUUUGCUGCAGAAAAGGAUAAAGUUGUAUAUGGCCUAACACACCCCAUAAACACUUUUGAACCUUUGAAAGUUCAGUUUCAUCAUUGUAUUUAUAUGUGGAAUGUAUUCUGGAGCACCCCUGGAUUCUGCAAUAAGCUUUCAGUUAUAUUCAAGGGACCAGGAUGGGCACCAGGCAAGCCAAGACUUGGCCUUCUUGAGGAAAUUCCAGAAAUCACUGGAAAGGAAGUUCCUUUCAACUGCAAAUUGCGAAACUACAUGUAUAUCUAUGUAGUAAUGCAUUUUGUCCUAAUGUUAGGAUUUUAUAUUGACCUAUCUGCUUCCAAAUCUACGUUAUCACAGGUAACUCUUCUCAUGGGAGUUGGCUACAUUAUCCUGACAUUGACCUCCAUUGGUUUCCUUAUGGACCAAAGACCUGAAGCUGCUUUCUUGGAAUCUGCACGUUGCUCUGUUUUCCUUGCUCUGUACAAGCUUGGUUAUUUGGAAGUGCAUACUGUGCUUUUGUCAAUCACAUAUGAGGAUUGUGACAAGAUGAUAAAAUGCUUCUACUUUCCAAUUAAUCUUUUAAAGAAAAUAAACAGCAAAGGAGGUACUAUUUUCCCUCUGCAUUGCUUUUUGGGGACUACAGAUCAUGAAGCAACUCACUUCAAGGGCAGCAAAGCAACACUAAGAAGAAUUCUAUCAAAAUUUUAUUUUUUGUGGGGGAUAACAUUAAUCCCUUAUACAUAAUUCUGGCAGAGAUUUUUUUUUUCACCUGUUGAAAUAACAACAUAUCACCAAACCUAAGAUUAAUAUGACCCAAUUUCUUUAUUUGGGAACUUCUGAAUUUUCUUCUACGAAACAUGUGAAAUGUUUUGCCUCAAUUUCAUCUGUAUGCAAUGUUAUAUGUAAAUUGAACAAUUAUAUUAAUAAAAACUAAUUAUAUUGA